Molecule: messenger RNA, 475 nt
Organism: Podarcis raffonei (Aeolian wall lizard)
Lineage: Eukaryota; Metazoa; Chordata; Lepidosauria; Squamata; Lacertidae
Product: lysozyme C, milk isozyme-like
Exons: 4
Coding region: 32-475 (147 amino acids)
Molecular function (GO): lysozyme activity
Source: RefSeq, a predicted model, not a curated record
CCCAAACAUCGCUCUCCAGGGACUUGCAGAGAUGAAGGUUCUGGCCCUCACUCUCUUCUGCCUCCUCAUUUCGGUGAAUGAAGCCAAAGUAUUUGAGAAAUGUGAACUGGCUGCACUUCUGAAACAGCAUGGGCUGGAUGGAUACCAUGGCAUUAGCCUGGCCGACUGGAUCUGCACAGCUUAUCAUGAAAGCAAAUACGAAAGUAGCGCUGUGGGACCACCAAACACAGAUGGCAGCCAGGACUAUGGGGUUUUUCAAAUAAACAGUCGCUAUUGGUGUGACAAUCAACAGGGCGAAACAGCCAAUGGAUGCAGAAUCUCCUGCAGUGCUUUCACAAAUGACGACAUCACAGAUGACAUUGAGUGCGCUAAGACAGUUGUUCGUGACCCCCAAGGGAUGGAUGCCUGGGUUGCUUGGAAGAACCAUUGCAAAGGAAAGGAUCUCUCCGAGUGGACAGCUGGCUGCAGCCUUUGA